Hipposideros armiger (great roundleaf bat) is the source of this 4294-nucleotide messenger RNA. Its product is annotated as coiled-coil domain-containing protein 74B-like. The record is from RefSeq and is a predicted model, not a curated record. Bases 3074 to 4054 code for a protein of 326 amino acids. NCBI's taxonomy places the organism in Eukaryota, Metazoa, Chordata, Mammalia, Chiroptera, Hipposideridae. The transcript has 8 exons.
CCCCUGAGUCUUGCAGUGCCUGGACUCUGCCUCCAGUGUGGUCCCCUACAGAGGGCCAGCACUCGGGGAUUGCAGAUGGCUGCCGGGUGCCCUGUUCCUUACCCAGGGGGUCUGUGGACUCACUUAUAGCAGCAGCAGACUGAGGCAGAUGUAGACACAGUGGUUGUAAUAGGGACAGUGGGCCCCCAGAGGUUUGAGGAAGCAGGCCCAGAGUGGGCCUUGGCCAGCACAGGCCCCAAACUGGAUCUAAGCUCUGAGAAUUUUGUCUUCUAUUCAGCAUGUCAGAGUUGGCCUUCAUACAAAACACUGGCACCUCCUGUGGCUUCGGGAAGCUCAGAGGGUCGCAUAUGCAGCUGGGAACUGAACUGUGUGCACUUAGCCCCACGUGAGCAACUCACCAGGAGUGCUGUGGCCUGGCCUGAAUGUUAAUGUUCCCUGUCCCUGGGCAGGACAGUUGCUUUGGGUCAAGUUUGAUGGAAAUGGGAAAUGAUAACCAUAGUUUUCAACAAGUUCAUUGACAAAUGAUUGGCUUUUGUUACCAGACGCAUUAAGUCAAGAGAAGAGAGAUGAACACACUACGAGAUAAUGGCCUGGGAUCAGAUGUUAAAUAUGGCAUAAUUUCCCCACAAUACCUCCUUUGCAGUUUUCUCUGACGGAAAUGCAACCCUGCCCAUGAAGAUGGGGUGUCACCCCCUUGACCAUCUCUAUGGCUUCACUAGUCCCCAUCACAUUACCCAUCUGUUAUUUCAUGUUGUCCACUUUUUCCAUUAGAAUGCUUAGCAUGUGAAUCAUAGUUUUAAAUUCCGUCUCUGCCAUAUUUGAGUCUGGCUCUGAUGCUUGCUUUCUCUUCAAACUGUGUUUUUUUCUUUUAGUAUGCCCUGUAAUUUUUUGCUGAAAGUUGGACAUGAUGUACUGAGUAGAAGGAACUGAGGUAAAUAGGUUUCCAGUAUGAAGUUCUGUGUUUAUCUGACUAUAGUCCAUGUUAAUUGUUUGCUAUAGUCGUAGGUAUUAGAGGCAGCAAUGUUCACUGGUGCCCUUCCUCUUGUCUUCUCUGUUGUCUGGGUUUUCCUAGAGGCUUCUUAAGUGAGGGCUGAGAUGAGCAGUUCUUUCAUUUGUGUUUCCCUUUUUUAUUCAGAAGCUGUAUUGAUGUGGUGGCAGGGUGUGGAGAGAGAGAGAAGACAAAAUGGAGCUAGAAUUGGGUAUUUCCCUUCCUCCAAGUCAGCUAGGCUCUAGUAAAAUCCCAGUCAGUUUAGCUCUUAGUUUCUUUUGAGGAAAGGCCUAGUAAAGAAGAACAGAUUGCUCUGGGCAUAUUUCAAAAUGGUGACUUUUUCCCUCUUCCUGCUGGGAGCACAAGAGGAUUUUUCUCCAUUCUUCCCUGUGAGAACCUGGUAGGGCUCCUGGAAGUUAAACUCAUAAAAGUAUGAGGGCUCCUUAAGAUUGGACCUUCCCCCCUGGAUUUUUUAACUCUUAACCUUGUCCACACUGAGCCACUCCAACAAUUCAUCUGUGAAAGUUUAGACUUUCCCACCAUGGUACUGGUUCCUGCGGAGGUCUCUGCUCCAGUAAGUUGUGAUUUUCUGUCCUGUCCGUCUCUCCAAUUUUGGGGUAGCGGUUUACCUUGUGACCUCAAUUCUCCAAUGGAUCUAAGAGUUACUGAUUUCAGUUCAGCUUUUUUCUUUUUGUGUCAAUGGGAGUGACAGUUUUUAAGUUCCUUACAUGCCAGACCUGGGAACCAGAAGUACAUUUUUAGUUCUAGGAUUUCCUUUAAAAAAAAAAGUUAUAUAUAUAAAAAAAGUGUGUAUAUAUAUACACACACACACACACACAAUUAUUUUAAAAAUUCUCCAUGGUUUCAAUCACCAUAGCCACCUUUUCCUGUAGAUUUUAAAACAUAGAGCACUUUUCUGUUAAUUCUAUUAUCUAGAAUUAUUUGUGAAUCUUUCUGUUGACUGAAUCUGAAUUGUUUUUUCUUGACUCAAUCACAUUUGUCUGUUUCUUUGCAUGUCUGGUAUUUCUAUUGUAUAUCAGACAUUGUGAAUGAUGUGUCAGAGAGACACUGGGUUCUGUUAUCCUCUGAAGAGGUGAGUUUUGUUCUCUAGGCAGUUGAGUUCCUGGAAGAUUGCCAUGACCUUGUGGAGAUUGGGCUUUAAAUUUUAUUUUGACAGAUACAUUUUGUUUUUCCCUGUAGUCUUAGUGCAAAUCCCUUAUUUCUAGAACAUAGUGUUUAUUCCAGAGGUGAGGCCCUUUUGGGGUUUAAAGGGAAAACUGAGAUGUUUACCAAGUCUUCCCUGGAGUUGGCAGUAAAUGAAUCUCUUCUCAGCUCAAUGGCUUUGCAGCCCUGUCUUUUCCCUGGGGUCCUGGAAUCUUAACCACCCUGCAGUUCGGGCCAGCCCAUACUGGAAAGGAGUUAUAGCUUCCGGCACGUCACCUGCUGAGGCUCCAAACUACCCAGCAUUACCCCCUAAAUUUUCUGUGGCAGUGGAGGACCCAAAUUCCAUCCUCUGCCUCCAGGAGUCUAUAAUAAGCCUGUGGCUCCCUGUUUGAGGUCUAGCUGAGCAGAGAGAGCCCUCAGGGAAAAAAGAGCUCUUCUCUCAAGAGCUGCCUGCCCUCCAUUUUCCGCCUGCUUUUUGUCCUCCAGUGCUUUCAGAGAGCUGUUUCAUAUUUUGUACACAUUUCAUAAUGCAUGGGGAUUCUGCAGUUACUGGAAUUGGAAACUACAUUUUGACUUUUGAACCUGUAAUUGAAUCGUCUAUUUAAAAAUUGAACUGUUAUAACAAAAAUUAAGGCCUACUGUAAGGGCAGAGGAUUAUCUGACAUUUAAGCCAGAGGAUGCCUUUUUUUUUUACCCCCUUAGAGGAUGCCUUUUUAAGUCAGGUAGCACUCACCCAGGCAGAGCAAGGCCCCAGGCCCCGCCCCCUCCUGCACAUCACACCCCUCGGGCUCCCAGGACCCAACCCCAUUAACGCCCCGCCCUCGGUCGCGCCCGUUUCCAUGGCGACGUGGCUCCGGCCAGGGCAGCCAGGCCACCGAGUGGACUUUAAGCGGCGGCAGAAGAGGCAGCGGCGGCGGCUCCAUGAGUACCGUGGGGGUGGCGGUCGGGCACCGGCCCUCUACCUCUGGGACCUCGGGCCUCCGGGGCGCCUUGCGCCCGCGUCAGCGCCCAUCCGCGGUCCUCCAGCACUCGGGGCAGCACGGCGCGCACCUUGGGCUCAGCGAGGCGCAGAAGCGGGUCCUGGACCUGGAAAAGAGCCUGCUGUUCCUGCAGCAGCAGCACUCGGAGACACUGGCCAAGCUCCACGAGGAGAUUGAGCGCCUGAAGCGGGAGAACAAGGAUCUCCAUUACAAGCUAAUAAUGAAUCAGAAGCCGCAGAAGAAAGGCAGCAUCUCCAAUUCCAGCUUUCAGUCCAAGUCCAUCUCCAAUUCGUCGGUGUCAGCUAACUCUCAAGGCAAAGCUAGACCUCAGCCCAGCUCCUUCAAGAAGCAAGACUUGAAAGCUGACGAUGCCCAGAAGACAGACCUGGAAGAAGAGACCCCGGUUGCUGCCCUGUUUCACAGCAGCAAGCUGGACAAAACCCCAGGGGCACAAGGGCCGGCCAGAGAUGAAGUGGAGAUCUUUAAUCCAGACACCUUGGUGGCAGGCAGCCAGCACAAGGGCAAGCAAGUGAUAGGGGCGCCCUCUUUGAUGAGCCUGCCACCCCACUUACGCAAGCCCACCUCGCUUCAGCAAUGUGAGGUGGUCAUCCGCCAGCUGUGGAAUGCCAAUCUCCUGCAGGCCCAAGAGCUGCAGCACCUCAAGUCCCUCCUAGAGGGGACCCAGAGGCCCAAGGCUGCCCCGGUAGAGGCCAGCCCAAAUACUUCCAAGGACCAGACCAUGCAGCUUCCCAAGGUCCACACCAAGGGCGUCUCUAAGAAAUGCCUGAUCCUGAGCCCAAUGCCUGAGGCAGAGCGCGCCAUCCUGCCCGCGCUGAAGCAGACCCUGAAAAGUAACUUUGCAGAGAGGCGGAAAAGGCUGCAGGUUGUGCAGAGCCGACGGCUGCACCGCUCUGUGCUCUGAGUGCCCCUGUGCAGCCCCAACCACAGCUGGAGACACUCACCCUCUCUAGGUAACAUUCCAAAGAAUUCUAAUUCCACAUAAAUCAAACUCACGGCAGAUAAAGUCCUUGGUCUCAGAAUUGAGAAACUGUUUAUUUUCUUGCUCAGUAUUUUGCUAUUCUGCAUUUACACAAAAACACGAUAUAUUAAUAGGUGUUACUCCGCCUGCUGAAGAUAAAAUAAAGCUCAUUUCUUUCUCCCA